AUGGCGUCAAUGAAGCUGAAAAUGACGAUUGUGGUGAUAAUGGGUGUGUUGUUGGGUGCAGCAGAGAGCACCCCAAACAUUAAUAUAAAUGAAUGGCGGUGCAACGCCGAUUCCUAUUCGGAAACCGAUGCUUACGCCGGCAACGUGGACUACGUUCUUACAGAUUUGAUGUACCAGACACCCAACGCGCCGGCCUAUUAUUACUUCACCCAGUCGCCCUCCAACACCGCCAUCUGCUACGGCCAAGCCAUCUGCAACAUCGCGAUCUCCAACAACGACUGCAACGACUGCCUCAUCGCCGCCGACUCCAACAUCAAGAUCAUCUGCAACGACAAAAUCGGCGCCAUGCUGGAGAUGGUGGACUGCACCAUCAGAUAUGAGAACUACCCUUUCUGA
This is a messenger RNA of Salvia miltiorrhiza (redroot sage), 396 nucleotides long. Its product is annotated as antifungal protein ginkbilobin-like protein. The record is from RefSeq and is a predicted model, not a curated record. The coding region runs from base 1 to 396 and encodes 131 amino acids. The transcript has a single exon. Gene Ontology annotation, cellular component: plasmodesma. Lineage: Eukaryota; Viridiplantae; Streptophyta; Magnoliopsida; Lamiales; Lamiaceae.